GCCAUAUUGUGCUGUGGGAGCAGGGCAGCUCCGAUGUUGUAUGUCACCUGGAAAAAACCCCGGGCGGUCGCAAAAAGCAAACCACAACCCACACCACCUCCUCUGCACACACAAAAGCCCUUGAAAAUGAGCCCGGAAGCUCGGCUCCCGCAGCCCGCCCUGUGCCUCGCUGGCCUCAGCUUGCUCCUCGCGCUGGUGCCCACAGGGCUGGGCAUGGAGGUCAUGGCUCCUGCCACCAUCAAUGCCUUGAAUGGCACCUCUGUGAAGCUCUCCUGCACCUUCAACUCCUGCUACAAAGUGGAGAACAAGCAGUUCUCUCUGAACUGGACAUACCAGGAGUGCAAGAACUGCUCAGAGGAGCUGUUCCUGCAGUUCCGAAUGAAGAUCAUGAACAAGCAGCUGGACCGCUUUGGGAACCGGGUAGAGUUCACCGGGAACCCCACCAAGUACGACGUGUCCUUCACCCUCAACAACGUGCAGCUGGAGGACGAGGGCACCUACAACUGCUACGUCCUGAACCCCCCGGACCGGCACCGGGGCCACGCCAGCAUCAGCCUCAAGGUGCUCACUGAAGAGCCCCCCAAGCGCGAUUCGACGGUGGCCGUCAUCGUGGGUGCCUCCGUCGGCGGAUUCCUGGCCGUGGUGAUCCUGGUGCUGAUGGUGGUGAAAUGCGUGCGCCGGAAAAAGCAGCAGAGGCUGAACACUGACGACCAGAAGACAGAGGAGGAGGGGAAGACGGACGGCGAAGGCAACCCGGAUGAGGGCACCAAGUAACCCCCCUGGGCUGCCCUCCCUCUCCACCCCUGUACAGCGUGUCCCCCUUGAUGUGCUUCCCAGAGCAAGGAUUGCCGUCUCCCCCGAGCAUCCCUCCCUCCAUCUCAGUAACCAGCCCGGCCUGGAGCAGGGCGUGGAGAGCAGGUCCCCUGAGCCGGGCCGCGGCAGUGGGCGACGCGCAGGGCUGGCACGGGGCACGGAGGGAGGCAGCGACAUCCCUGCGUGCGCAGGGGCAGGAGCAGGAGAUGCCCCGUGCCUACAUGUCCCGCUAGGAAGAGCGAGCCGGGCUCUGCGAGCAGCCCACGGUGCUGCCGCUGUGCCCUGGCAUGGAGGCUGGCGUAGCCAGCUCCAGGGUCCCGCUGGCUGCCUGGCCCCUCCGUGCACCGAGGCUGCUGCGACAAGCGGCCCGUGCUCCUUGGGGCUGUCCCAGCCUGCUCCGCAGACGGUAAUGACCAUCAGCCCCCGUCUGGCUCCUGAACUCGGCUGCUUUUUGGAGCCGCUAAUGGCCCCCAGAGCGUAAUGGAUGCACCCUUCCGCGCCUCGGGCUAUAUUCGGGCCUGAGCAUCUCAGCCAAAGGAGCUGGGUUGACCUCUUGUGCUUGUUUUGCCAUUAGGGUGGGUAAUGCUAAUGGCCAACGUUUUGCUGAUGUGCCAAGGCACGCUGGUGGGGAGCGGCGAGGGGAGGGUGCUGGGGAGGAAGAGGAGCUCCAGGGCGCCUGCUGGGCAGGACCGGGCCCGGGCCCAGGCCCGGAGGCAGGGCAGCUCCCCGAAUCCCCAGGCAACCCGCCGCGAUGCCAGAACCACCUUUCCCGACCUCCCUUCGGAGCGCACCCGCUCGGAUUCGUAACUGCCACGGCAAUGCACUGCCAGCCAGCCCGGCCGCAGUGCUGGGCGCCGGCCGCCGCGGCCCCCAAAUCCCUGCUCUCGCCCCCGCCCCGCUCGCGGCACCUCGCCGCCGCCACGCGCUCCGCAGCUAGGUGUGAGCAGCGGCAGCUCCGGGCCCCUGGCCCCGCCGCCGCCGCUUCCCGGCGGGGCCCUGCACGCCCGCUGCCGCCUCCCUCGCGCCCCCCGCCCGCUGCACGCCUCCGACCGCUUCCCCCAGGCUGCACCCGCGCGCACCCCGCCGCGCGGCCGGUUCUCCGCGGUGGUGCCCUGCUCGUAGCUGGGGCCCGAGCAGCUCCGCGUCGGCCCAAGCGUGACAAUUUUGUGGCCAAAGGUCUCUGGCUGUUGCACCCGUGACCAGUCCUGCAUCCGCCUUUCAUUUCUGUCAUGCACUGCCCUUGGAUUGCAACUUGCCAAUGCAGCUGGAUGUACAUAGCUGUACACAACAGAGAUAAUCUCUACGUAUAUAAAUAUAUAUAUAUGGACAGGAGGCACUAUUGUUGGUCACGACUAUAGUUUUGGGUUGGUGCCUUCUGCUGAUUUUGUUUGCCAAACGCUGCUAGUGUUGUUUUCACCAAAGCCUGAGUGUAGGAUGUUUUUAUUGCUCUUUGUACAGUUGAAAACAAACAAAGCAGAGAACAACAAAACACUAA
Rhea pennata is the source of this 2308-nucleotide messenger RNA. It is a transcript of the gene SCN2B, whose product is annotated as sodium voltage-gated channel beta subunit 2. Gene Ontology annotation, cellular component: plasma membrane. The transcript has 4 exons. NCBI's taxonomy places the organism in Eukaryota, Metazoa, Chordata, Aves, Rheiformes, Rheidae. The record is from RefSeq and is a predicted model, not a curated record. Bases 34 to 774 code for a protein of 246 amino acids.